Molecule: messenger RNA, 5770 nt
Organism: Heteronotia binoei (common prickly gecko)
Lineage: Eukaryota; Metazoa; Chordata; Lepidosauria; Squamata; Gekkonidae
Gene: DENND4A
Product: DENN domain containing 4A
Exons: 31
Coding region: 22-5676 (1884 amino acids)
Biological process (GO): regulation of Rab protein signal transduction
Cellular component (GO): ESCRT I complex; cytoplasmic vesicle
Molecular function (GO): protein binding
Source: RefSeq, a predicted model, not a curated record
UAGAGCUUUCUGGGAUGGAAGAUGGAAGACAAAGGGGCUCGUGUUGCUGACUAUUUUGUCGUGGCAGGAUUGACGGAUAUUUCCAAACCGCUGGAGGAAGAAAUCCACUUCAACGACGCUUGUCAUAAACUUGCAAAACCAAAAGAGCCCAUCACAGAUGUGGCGGUAGUGAUUAAAUCUCUUGGGGAGGAGGUACCCCAUGGAUACAAAUGCAUAGAUGUUACUCCAUCAGGUCUAUCGGCGGAUCUCAACAAUGGCAGUCUUGUGGGUCCACAAAUAUACCUUUGCUACAGGAGGGGAAGAGACAAGCCCCCGCUAACUGAUCUGGGGGUUUUAUACGAUGGGAAAGAGCGAUUAAAGCAGGGCUGUGAAAUCAUUCAGACUACGCCAUACGGCCGCCCUGCAAUUAUCAGUGGUGGAGCCUCAUCCCAAAAAGUACACAUUACAUAUCGGAGGGCCUUGGAGAAUAUGACCCCGAAUACUCUGGCUGUAACGGAUAUAUGCAUAAUUGUCCCGAGCAAGGGAGAAACCCCACCACACACAUUCUGCAAGGUUGACAAGAAUCUCAACAACAGUAUGUGGGGCUCAGCGGUCUUCUUGUGCUAUAAGAAAUCUGUGGCAAAAACAAACACCAUAUCAUAUAAAGCAGGUUUACUCUGUAGAUAUCCAGAAGACGAUUACGAUUCAUUCCCCUUACCGGUAUCGGUACCACUUUUUUGUCUCCCCAUGGGGGCAACAAUCGAAUGCUGGCCAGCUGAUAGCAAGUAUCCCCUCCCUGUUUUUUCUACAUUUGUACUGACUGGAGCUUCGGCUGAAAAGGUGUAUGGUGCUGCUAUUCAGUUCUACGAAUCAUAUCCGGAAGAGAAUCUGACGGAGAAGCAAAAAUCUCAGCUGGGUUUAGCAACGACUCCUGACAGGAAAUCUGCUAGUUCCAAAACAGUCCAGACUAACAAGUGCAUUUGCCUUCUUUCUCACUGGCCUUUCUUUGAUGCUUUCAAGAAGUUCCUCACCUUUUUGUACCGUUAUUCCAUUUCCGGUCCUCAUGUUCUGCCUAUUGAGAAGCAUAUUUCUCAUUUUAUGCACAAAGUUCCUUUCCCAUCCCCGCAGAGACCGAGAAUUUUAGUCCAGUUAUCACCUCACGACAGUUUGAUCCUUAGUCAACCCAUAUCAUCACCUCUACCACUGAGCGGGGGAAAGUUUUCUACUCUUCUGCAGAAUCUCGGACCUGAGAAUGCAGUAAAUCUCCUUGUAUUUGCAGUGACGGAACAUAAAAUCCUUAUCCAUUCUUUACGGCCGUCUGUCCUAACAAGCGUAACAGAAGCACUAGUCUCUAUGAUCUUUCCUUUCCACUGGCCGUGCCCGUACAUUCCUCUUUGCCCUCUGGCCUUGGCAGAUGUUUUGACUGCACCAUGCCCGUUUAUAGUGGGGAUUGAUUCAAGAUACUUUGAUCUCUAUGACCCUCCGCCAGAUGUUAGCUGCGUCGACCUAGAUACAAACACCAUUUCACAACCUGGAGAGAAGAGAAACAUUGCGUGGAAGAUUUUGCCAAAGAAACCUUGCAAAAACCUGUUGAACACUUUGAAUAACCUGUUUCAGCAGCUAACGGAACUGCAGCAAAGACCAAGGGACGAUGCAUUGAUGGAAUUGGCUAUGAAUGACUAUGAUUUCAAUUCGGGAACCAAGAUGCACUUAUUAGAUGUGGAGAUCCAGGAAGCAUUUCUCUGUUUCAUGGCCUCUCUACUAAAAGGUUACAGGUCCUACCUGAGGCCUAUUACCCAAGCACCUUCUGAAACAGCAACAGACGCCAGUUCUCUCUUUGAACUGCAAGGAUUCUUAAAAAGUCGUGAUCGUUCGCAUCAGAAGUUUUACACACUGAUGACCAAGACACAGACGUUUAUUCGCUUCAUCGAAGAGUGCUCCUUUGUCAGUGAUAAAGAUACAAGCCUUGCAUUUUUCGAUGACUGUGUAAACAAAGUAGAUACUGAUAGGACUGGUGAUGUGCGGCUUAUAGAACUGGAUGAGUCCUACAGAAGUGAGCAUACCGUCUUCAUAACCCCUCCAGAGAUUCCUCACCUUCCCAAUGGAGAAGAGCUUCCUUCACAGUACAGUUAUAACGGAUUUCCUGUGCUGAAGCAAGAUCUGUUUGAGCGGCCCGCGGGCCUCCUCACUACGCGGAGCAGCAAAGCGCCCUCCAGAGCCAGCAAUCCCAACAGCCCGCUGCCCAUGUUCAGGAGAACAAAGCAGGAAAUCAAGUCAGCCCAUAAGAUUGCCAAGAGGUACUCGUCUAUUCCUCAGAUGUGGUCCCGGUGCCUUCUGCGCCACUGCUACGGCCUAUGGUUUAUCUGCCUUCCCGCGUACGUCAAGGUGUGCCAUUCCAAAGUGAGGGCUCUGAGGACGGCCUACGACGUGCUGAGGAAAAUGCACGCCAAAAAGAUCGAUCCCCCUGACGAGGUAUGCUACCGGGUACUAAUGCAGCUAUGCGGGCAGUACAGCCAGCCAGUUCUAGCAGUGAGGGUCCUUUUUGAAAUGAAAAAAGCUGGAGUUGAUCCAAAUGCCAUUACAUACGGUUACUAUAACAAGGCUGUUCUGGAAAGCACCUGGCCAUCAAGCAAUCGAAGUGGCUACUUCCUGUGGACAAAGAUAAGGAACGUGGUCUUGGGAGUAGCACAGUUUAAAAGAGUGCUAAGGAAACAACCUGUUAACGGCUUCCACAAAGCCCUUUCAGGGGAGCAUUCUGCCCUCCUGUACAGGCUGUCCAAAGAAGCAGUGAAGCAUGGGAAAAGAACUGUUCAGAAGAAGGGAGAAGAAAAGAAAGAAAGUGACUCCAGCUCGCUGUCAGAAGUGGAAAGUGGAAAGGGAAGCGGAGACUGCCUCCCCGCGUUAAACUACCAACAUUCCAAUAGCAUUAAGCACGCUUCAAGGAUCGUUCGCGUCAGCCGCGCAGUUGGCAAAGCUGCGGACAUCGCUGGAGACGUUGACGCAGAAAGCCCUGCAGGGUUGCUGUUUUCAUCUUGUUCAGAGGAUACGAACAAAAGGAGGGUUUCUAAAGCUGAGUGCUUAAGAAGCCUGCAUUUGACUGCGGCUGAAGCAGACCACAGACGGAUGGUUUGGAGGAACAGAAAUCGCAAUCUGAGCGGAGGUGCCCUGUUGGAGCUAAUGAAAAAUCGAAUAAACCAAGAAGCCAGUCCCGGAGAAGUUGUCCAGAAACUAGGCGCAGAUGCAAAAAUCCUUUCUAAGGCGUUUGAGAAGAGAAUAAGGCCCAAGACUCUCAACAUCAGACCCUCUUCCUUGGCUCCCGACAAGAAAGGGAAUGCGGAUAAAGAAUCCAGCGAUGAGGAUACACCCUUCGAGAACAGUUUCGUGGACAAAACCGAGUCCCCGGUUAUAUUUGAUUUAGAAGACUUGGACAACGAGCCUGUCUUGGCAAGAACUGUGAAGCCGCCGAAGAGAAUUCAGCGUGCCGUCAGCUUCCCGGUAAAAGAGGUUGAGAAAACCGAUGUCGAAACUGGAUUUGAUCCACUCUCCCUGCUAGCAGCUGAGACUAAGCAGCAGGUAGAGGAUGAGGAGGAAGUCGAUGAUAAAAGUGCCUCGACCCCAUCCGCCAGGCGAGAUUUAGCUGAGGAAAUAGAGAUGUACAUGAACAAUAUGAGUAGUCCCUUAACGAGCCGCGCGCCGAGCAUAGACUUGCAAAAAGCGUUCCAUGACAAGAACAGCCAUAAAAACAGUCCAACUCAAGUGCAAUCGGGCCGGAGAUCUAGCCUCCCUCAAAACUCACCCAGGCCGGCGAGCCUUACCAAAUCCCAAAGCUACCAGGUAAAAAAUGAAGAAAGAGUGAGAAACAGACUUUGGUCCUCUCCAACGUUCUCUCCGAGCAAUCUAGCGAGGGGAGAGUCCGAGGAUACGGCCGGUACGGUGACAUUUGCUUCUCCGACCUCAUUCAAUUUGGAUACAUUGCUGACUCCUACCUUUGAUGUUCUAAAGACCAGCAUGUUUUCUGCGGGGAAAGGAGUUGCGGAGAAGGCCAGCAGGUGGUACUCCAAGUUUACAACAUACACCGGAUCGUCAAAGGAUCAGAACUCAGACCGAGCAAGCGUUUCGUCCCUUGGGGCCCUGGAUUCAGAAUCUGCAUCUCUGACCGAUGAAGACGUCUGCAACGAUUCUGAAGGCGCGUCGUCUCCUCAAGAGAACGUCUCUUCAGUGCUGAAGGGUAUUGGCCUGAGUAGAACAAGCCUUGAGAGCUCAGCUUCCCACACCAGCUCAUCAAGGCAAUUCUCACAAUGUAGCUCUCUCUCAAAGUUCCCUUUGGCAGACAGGUCAGACCUGCUCUCCUCUUGCAGUACAAGCAGUGCAAGCAUGUUCCAGAACUAUGCAAUGGAGGUCCUCAUCUCGAGCUGUUCACGCUGUCGAACCUGUGACUGCCUAGUCCACGACGAAGAGAUCAUGGCAGGCUGGACGGCAGACGAUUCCAACCUGAACACCACGUGCCCUUUCUGCGGAAACCUGUUCUUGCCUUUCCUGAACGUUGAAAUCAGAGACCUCCGUGGCCCUGGAAGAUAUUUCCUGAAGGCUAGUCCAUCUUCGGAGAACGUGCAACUUCUGCUGCCGCUUUCAACCCAGACUGAAAAACCCUGCCUCUCUGAUCCCUCUUCAGGAUGCACUACAUCUCUGAUAUCUGCUCAGGGAGACUUGCAUUCAAGCAGCCGCUCCAAACAGCCGGACCCCGCCUGUGCCAGAAGCAUUCAGAUCCCUUCUGGAAGAAGGCAGGGUGCCUCUAGGAGCGAGCACGUCAGUCCCCCCCUCUCAAGAAGCAUUGGGGUCUAUCGCCCCCUGGAGGCGGAGGACAAAGAGAGCUGCCAACACAACCACAUCAUUCCCACGGGGAGCCUGCCGACCACACUGCAGGGCACGGCUGACCCUUUGGGGCUAGAGUGGCGAUUAACUAGUCCAGAGCCCAUCACUGUUCCUUACCUGAGUCCUCUUGUCGUAUGGAAGGAGCUUGAAAGUUUGUUGGAGAACGAAGGGGAUCACGCAAUCACAGUGGCAGACUUUGUAGACCACCAUCCCAUUGUGUUCUGGAAUCUCGUGUGGUAUUUCAGACGCCUGGACUUACCCAGUAAUCUACCAGGAUUGAUACUGUCCUCUGAGCAUUGUAAUAAAAAUUCAAAGAUUCCCCGAAACCGUAUCUCAGAAGACAGCAAAUACGUUCUCAUUCAGGUGUUGUGGGACAACAUGAAGUUGCACAAAGACCCAGGCCAGCCUCUUUAUAUCCUGUGGAAUGCGCAGAGUCAAAGCCACACUCUUGUGUUUGAGACUCAGAAUUUCCCCAUGGUUCACUUGCUGCAGAGUGAGGACAGUUCAUUCAGCCACGAGCUUUUAAGGAGCAUGGUGAAGAGCAUUAAGAUGAACGACGUCUAUGGCCCAAUGAGUCAGAUCCUAGACAGACUGGACAAAUGCCCACAGAUUAAAAGGCAAAGGAGUCUGUAUAGAGAAAUAUUAUUUCUGUCUCUUGUUGCUCUCGGAAGAGAUAACAUUGAUAUAGAUGCUUUCGACAGAGAAUACAAAAUGGCCUACGAUCGUCUGACAGCAAAUCAGGUCAAAAAUACCCACAACUGCGACAGACCUCCGAGUACAGGAGUAGUGGAAUGUCGAAAGAUUUUCGGGGAGCCGUACCUCUGAAAAGGAAGAGAUUGCUGCAGGGUCCAUAUGUUUAAAAACAAAAUAUUUCUCAAAUGCUUUUCGCCUUCUCCAUCUAAAAAGGGACCCUCUUUCU